AUGUCCUGGGGCGGCUUUAAAAAGGCAAUUAACAGGGCCGGCGCUUCGGUCUCAAUCAAAACGGUCGAUAAGACCAUGGACAAGGAUUACGAGGUAGAAGAACGAAGGUACAAAACAUUGAAGACAGCAGGAGAUAAUUUACAAAAGGCAUCUAAAGGGUAUUUAGAUCAUAUCAGAGCCGUAACCAGAUCUCAGGUUGUAAUUGCCGAAAUUGUUUCAAAUCUUUACGAGGAAUCGAAACAAGGCAAUUCUGCAUCCUCUGCAGUCUGUACAUAUUACUUGCAAUGCGUACAAGAUUUUGACGAAGAAACAGUAAAACAAUUGGACGGCCCAUUUAGAGAAACAGUGUUGGACCCAGUUACCAAGUUUGCUCACUACUUUGUUGAAAUAGAUGAAGCCAUUAAAAAGAGAGCACACAAGAAAACAGAUUACGAACUGUGCAAGUCAAAAGUUAGAAGACUUAUUGAUAAACCUGCAAAGGAUGCGGCGAAAUUACCAAAAGCUGAAAAGGAAUUGGCAUUAGCAAAGGAGAUUUACGAGGAUCUCAAUACACAAUUGAAAAAUGAACUCCCUCAAUUGAUUGCACUUCGUGUACCAUUCUACGACCCGUCUUUUGAGAGUUUAGUCAAUAUACAAUUGAAAUUUUGUACUGAGGGUUACUCGAGACUAGCCCAGAUUCAACAAUACUUGGAUCCUGCUUCAAGAGACGAGUAUGCAAAUGGUAUACUAGAUGGCAGGAUUGAUGACUUGUUGGGCCAAAUGCAAGGCUUAACUAUUGCUUCUCCACUAAAAUGA
Lodderomyces oxycetoniae is the source of this 795-nucleotide messenger RNA. RefSeq names its product amphiphysin-like protein (gene RVS161). Gene Ontology annotation, cellular component: Rvs161p-Rvs167p complex; mating projection tip; medial cortex. Gene Ontology annotation, molecular function: protein binding; lipid binding. The transcript has a single exon. Gene Ontology annotation, biological process: actin cortical patch localization; plasma membrane tubulation; endocytosis. Bases 1 to 795 code for a protein of 264 amino acids. The record is from RefSeq and is a predicted model, not a curated record. Lineage: Eukaryota; Fungi; Ascomycota; Pichiomycetes; Serinales; Debaryomycetaceae.